AUGGCCCUCUUAACCUUCUCGACUCUUCCCCCCCCCUCUCCUCCCCCCGUCUCCUCCCUCUCUCGCCACGUCCCUUCAGGAGCUGGUGGUCCAUCCGGACGAGGUCACGAGAGGCUCUGUGACCUACCGCGGGGAGGAUCGCUGGAUCGCCCGAGGAGAGGAGCCUCUCUGAUAGAGUGUGCCUCUCCUUGUCUGAACCCCCCUUUCUUCUCAACUCCCUCUUUUUUGCAGGUGCUGGUGGGCCAUCCGGAUUAUGAGAUCACGGGCAGGAGUGUGACCUACCGCGGGGAGGAUCUGUUGGAGCUGGAGCCCGAGGAGAGGAGCCACGCUGAUGGAGGUGUUCCUCUCCUUCCAGUCCUUCCACCCCACUCAUACACCCCUCAACCCACCCCUCGAAUACCCCACGCACCCCUCCUCAAUCGCAGGUGCUGGUGGGUCACCCAGGACUAUGAAAUCACGGGCGGCACAGUGCUGGUGGGUCACCCCGACUACGAGAUCACAGGCGGCUCUGUGACCUACCGCGGGGAGGAUCUGUUGAAGCUGGAGCCGGAAGAGAGGAGCCACGCUCUUACUAUUGGGCUGGAGCUAACUCUCGACUCGACCACACGCCCACCUUCCCUCCUAUUACCCCCUCCCCUUGUGCAGCUGGAGCCGGAGGAGCGGAGCCACGCGGGCGUGUUUCUGUCCUUCCAGUCGCCCGUGGAGCUGCCCGGAGUGAACAACGUCGACUUCCUGCGCCUCUCGUGCAACGCGCGCCGGGCAGCGAAAGGGCUGCCCGAAAUGGAGCCUCUCGAGUUUCUACGGCUUCCUGAGCCCAAGCUGGAAGAACUGAACAUGGAUCUCAAGGGUUCAGCGGCGGCGAGGAAGAAGCGCAACGAGAUCCUCCAGCUCGCUGUGCUGGACGCCGAGCUGGCCAUCCUGGAUGAGAUCGACUCGGGGCUGGACGUGGACGCGCUCAGAGAUGUGGCCACGGCCGUGAACUCACUCAAGAGGCCGGAAAAAGCCGAGCAGAGUAGGAGGGGGGACGGGCUGGCCAUUCUAGACGAGAUCCUCCAGCUGGCCGUGCUGGACGCUGAGCUGGCGAUCCUGGAUGAAAUCGACUCGGGGCUGGACUUGGACGCGCUCAGAAGACGUGGCCACUGCGGUGAAUUCCCUGAAGCGGCCGGAAAAGGCUGUGCUGAUGAUCACCCAUUACCAGCGCCUGCUGGACUACAUCAAGCCCGACUACAUCCACAUCAUGGUGAGUGCGCGUCUCCCUCUGGGUUGGGUAGGAGCGGUGCUGCGGUGGGCAUCCUCCAGCUCGCUGUGCUGAACGCCGAGCUGGCGAUCCUCGAUGAGAUCGACUCUGGACUGGACGUGGACGCGCUCAGAUCGCCACUGCGGUGA
This is a messenger RNA of Closterium sp. Naga37s-1, 1386 nucleotides long. NCBI's taxonomy places the organism in Eukaryota, Viridiplantae, Streptophyta, Zygnematophyceae, Desmidiales, Closteriaceae. The record is from the annotation of a GenBank genome assembly.